UCUACACUGUGAUCACAUGCCUACAGCUGUAACAUUGGCUGCAGAUAAAGUUACCUUGAAGCUCUCACACACAGUCGCUCAUCUCUUUUUCGCUUCCAUCGUCCGUCAGUGAGUGUGGUCGGUCUAAUUCUGUCUGAGCCAGCGGAGGGGGUGGGGGCAAGUUCUUCUAUCCACAAUCCUAGCCCCAACCAGGCAAACGGGAAAGGCAUUGACUACCUCAACUUGGUCUCUGUCUGUCUCCCUUGCCUCGUCCACUGGAUCCGAAUUCAGCUCCCUGGACAUUCCAAAUAAUCAGGAUCCAUGAAGAGUUUUUCCUUCUGGAAUAAGAAAAUACGGGGCACUUUUAAAUCCUGAAAACGUGUAGUGUGUCUGCUCAUGGUCAACACUAUCAGACUGAACACAUAUCGUCAGGACCAGGCUUGCACAUUGUUGCUGGAUUGGAAUUAAACACCAGGAUUAAAUCGUGUUUGAGGAGCUGAGGAUAUACCACUAAUAAAUAUUUUCAUGGCAACAUAAUGUGCACAAAGGAUUAGCUGUUGGACGAGACAUUUAUUGUGAAACUAUGACAGAGGCAGUUGAAGCGCGGUCGUCGAUCACCACCACCAUGGUCAUCGACAGUAAGAACGGAGACACCGGGUUGCCACCUGUUCGACUGCCAAAGAAAACUUUUACAGAAAACCUGUACUCCACCUUCAGCUCCCCGCUGGCCUGGAUCUUGGUCCUGGCUCUCAUCAUUACAUGGUCUUGUGUUUUCGUCAUUAUGUUUGAUCUGAUGGACUACAAGACCAUUUCAGGUCGCCCACCUCCUGCCGUCAGGAAGGUUUUAAAGGAUUCAGGGCGUAGAGGAGGCCUCAGCAAGAUCGGCUCGGACCCGGUGAAGGCCGUGAACGACGCCGUGCAGGAGUCCGCCAACGUCUUCAGCAUGAUCUUGAACUUCGCUUCCAACUUGAUCGCCCCUGACGAGGAGGAAGGAAAUCUAUAUGCAGUGAGGAAGAAAGAGUCAAGAUGGUUGGAGGAGGAGGAUGAGGAGGGAAAUGACGUGGAGGUGAAGAGUAAGAAAGGAAAAGGAGAAUUUCUACCGUCACGAACUAAAGUUAUAGAGAUGCAAGCACAAAAGAAACCACCUGCCAUUGAAGUUGUGGAGGAGGAAGAGGAGGAGGAGGACGAGGAGGGCGAGGGGGGAGAAGAAGGAGAUGAAGUGGAGGCUGCUGUUGAGGAGGAGGAAGGGGAGGAAGAAGCAGAGGACGAAGAAACACCAGAGGAAGAGGAGUAUGAAGAGGAUUACUACGAGGAUUACUAUGAGGAGUAUGAGGACGAGGGAUAUGAAAAGGAAGAAUAUGAGGAGGAGGGAGAGGAUGAGGACGAAACAGAAGCCGUGGAAAAGGAGGAGGAUGAUGAGGAGGAUGAGGUUGAAGAGGAAGAAGAGGAGGAAGAGACGAUAGACGAAGCAGCCGCUGGCGAUGAUGAGGAAGAUGAACAGGAAGGUGAAGAAGAACCUCUGUCGGCCACACUAGAGGACGAUGAAGAUGAACUGGAAGAGAAGGCAGCAGAAGACAAAGACGAUGAUGAAGACGAGGAGGAGGAAGGAGGAGAGAACGCAGAUGCUCCUGAAGAUGAUGAUGAUGAUGAUGAUGAAGAGGUUUCUCCCAAACCCGUUUCUACGUCUGAGGACGAAGAUUCGUCUCCUGAUUCUGACGUCGGAGACAGCGACGAAUACGAGACCAUUGAUGAAGACGAGGAGGAGAAUGAAGAGGAAAGCAGUGACGAGGUGUUCACUGACUCCUCGGACAUCAGCGAUGAGGACGACGACGGAGAAGACGACGAAGACGACAGAUUAGCUGAAGGCAUCGUGACGACAGACGAUGAUCUGGAUCUUCAUAUUCCUCCCAUCGCAGUUGGAAGUGAGGAUGACGAAGAUCAUAAACUCGCAGAAGAAGAAGAAGAUCUGGGUGACAUCAAAGCUGCUGAAGGCACUGAGGAUGACGAUGAUGAUGAAGUCAUCUCUGUUGCGUCCUCUGAACACUUCUUUGCAGACGAUGAAGACGACGAUGAAGACCUUAAAGAGCUCGACAGUGACCUGGACAAGGAGGCUGACCUUGAGGAUGACCGUGACGUCACCGAAGACAUCCGUGAUGUUGAGGAUGAUGAUGAUGAUGAUGAUGAUGAUAAAGAGGAAGAGGAAGCUGAGGUUAGUUUGAGCACAGACAGCGGCGUCUUGGGUGAUGAAGAUGACGAUGAUGACGACAUCACUCUGAAGACAGAUGAAGAGUCUUUACUCAGUGAUGAUGACGAUGAUGAUGACGAUGAGGAAGAUUCAUCAGAGUUUGCUUCUGAUUGGGAAGAUGAGAAAGAAGCCGACAAAGUUCCUGACAUUGAUGAAGAUGAGGGUGAACGUAAAGAAAAAAUCACUUUGGAGUCCUUAAAGGGCCAGGAUGAAGAUGAUGAUGAGGAAGAUGAUGAAGGUGUUGAUGACGUCUUGCUUGCAGCUGCCACUGCAGCAGCGUUCACUGUCCAGGAGGAGGCAGCAAAGACUGAGGCAAGCGACAAAGAUGAGGAGGAGGAAGGAGACGAGCUCCAAGAGGCUGACGAUGAAGACAAGUCUAAGGAGGCACCAGAGCAAACUGAGUCUCUAGCUGCUCCCGACGAUGAGGAGGAUGAAGGAGAAGACUACAAAGAGGCAACUGCAAAGCCCCACAAAUCUGUGGAUGAACCUGAAGAUAAGAAAGAGGAGUACGACGAAGACGACGAUGAUGAGGAGAAGGCCACGGUGGAUGUGAUCAAACCUGUGCCUGAACCAGAGGAAGAGGCGCCCAAGACUGAACCCACAGUGUGUCCCUGUAUGCACUCUGCAAAGACCAAAGAGACCAAGACUGCAGAAAAAAAAGCUCCAAGAAGGGUUUCAGCUGUCAGAAGGAAAAAAGAUCGGGAAGUGUUGAAGACGGAAGAAAAGUCCAAAAAGAAAGGUCUUCCUAGAAUUGCAACGUUGGAGCACAAAAUCCGGAGCAUCAGGAAAUUCCCUCUGUUUCCUAGAGCCAAGGAAGAAAAAAAGACCAAGACUUCCAAAACAGUGAAAGAAACCAAAAAACAAGAGCCAGUCACAGAAUCUGGACAAGAAGUUGGUCCUUGCAGACCUGCACCGGUCUACUGUCCGUCCCCACCUGGCUGGUAUGUCCAUCACAUAGUCACAGACAAUCCAUACCCUCCUCCAACCAUGUCAGCUCCAUCUGCUCCGGUUCUGACCGCCCACCCUCCCGUCCAUCCCGGAGCUCCGCCAGCGCAGCCUCUUUACCAACAGCAACCUCCUCCCCCGCCAAUGCAGCCGAUGUACGCACAGUACCAACCGUAUCCACCACCGGUGCAACCAGUGAUGCCUCCUCUGCCGGAUCCAACUCAGCCCGUCCAGCCUGAAGCCCAAGAACAUCAGGCUCCUGUUGGCGAAGCUGUCGAAGCUCAGCCAGCUGCAGCUGCAGCUCAGGGAGCAGAGACUGUGGAGGACAAGGUGAAAGCUGUCCCCAGCAAGAAAGCUGAAAAGAAGAAGACCAAGGCUGCUGACUCACAUAAAGAGCCAGCAGCAGCAGCCAAAGAGAAGACAAAGAAAGAAGCUGCCGCUGUUUUGAAGGAGAAAAGGCAUUCUGCAAAAAAAGAGCCAGCUGCAAAAACAGAGAAAACCAAAGCUCCUGCAGCUGCAAAGAAAGAGGCACCUGUAAAACAGAAAACCAAAACUGAUGCAGCUCCCAAGAAAGAGCCUGCGGUCGUAAGACAGAGGAGGAAACCGACCUCUGAGCAGACAGCAGCACGGUCUGUCAGGAGCAAAGCCAAAGUGUCCACAGCUAAGAAAGAUCCAGAACCACGUCCACUCAGACUGAGACCGAAGCUGGAAACAGUCAAGAGAGCGAACAUCACGUCUCAGGCUAAACCUUCUCCACCAGCCAAAACAAGAUCAAAGUUAUUGGCAGAGAAGCAAGGCCAAGCUGAGAAGGCUGAAAAGAAAUCUGUCAAACAGGCUGAAGAUAAAGAGAAACAGCCACCACCAGCUCAAGAGUCUCAGACUGACAACAUCACAGAGAAGAAGAAACCAGGACAGAGAUACUUCCAGUGCAUUUACGUCCCGGGCAAACAUGCACAGUACCCUUUGCGGCCGUUCACCCCAGCCAUGUCCCCCACCAUGCUGUCCCCUGCACUCCGGUCCAUGCUGGAGCAGCAGAGAGCGGCCAGGGCGUCGGGACAGUAGGGGCAAACCUGAUCCCUCGCUUUGUAUCUUAUAGCACUGCUACCCCCAGUCCAGCAGGGGGAGACGUUUGAAUCUGCGGCGGUCCUCAUAGUCCUCCAGAGGACGGCCACAGAACAAAGAGGACACAACUAUAUUGUCUUUAAUUUAUUGAUGUAUUUAUUUAGUGGUCGAGCUCCUGGGGUUACUGCUUCAUGUUUCCCAAUUUCCCCUCAGUUAAAGCUUUACUGCUUCUCAGAUCUUUGUUUUUUAAUCCUUACUUGCACAUGGGUCCGAAUUUAACUUCUGUUAUUUCUCUCCAUGAUACCCUUCCAGAAAUAAAUAUACUCAAUAAGAGAAACUUUUAAAGGUUUUCAAUGAAGAAAUGAUGGGAAAAAAUAAAAUUCACAUUGUAUAUUAAUGGCAUUAAACAUCACUUCAGAGGCCACGUUGAUUUGCUUUCAGCACACAAACCUUCACAUAAGAUUUAAAUAUAUUUAUAUCCUAAAAUCAACUAUUAUAUUGUAUAAAACACUUUAAUUUAUGUCCAGUUUCCAUGGUCCUGUACCCACGAAUCCCCCAUCCCGUGUUUGUGUUUUUACCGCUGAGCUGCAACAGAUUAGCAUGCAGAUGUUACAGGGUCAAAUCCCAGGAGCUCCCACACCGAUCCCAGCGGUAUCCCUGCCUCUGAACAUCCGCCAGGCUCUUCAACGUGUGGGUGCAUGCUGAUAAGUGACGGCACACUCACUGAGAUUGCAUCUGGCAGGAAGUCUGUUUAUCCAAUUCACCUUAUUACAUUUUAUCAGUAAUUUUAACUACUGUGUUUAAAUGUAGUUUUUUUGUAUGACUCCAGUCAAUGAUGCCAUAUCAUCCCAGAAACAUUUACUUACAUCCAAGAGGUGCUAAACAUUCAUAUAGCAUUUUGAAUGUGAGUGUAGCUGCAUGACUCACACGUUUAGGAGCUGCUAAAAAGAAAAUAAAUUUGGAUCCGAUUAUUCAAAUUAAUUUUUUUUUUUUUUUUUACUUUAACGUCAGCUGUAGAGGAUCAUAGUUCUUAUUUACAAUCUGACCCAAAUAUGGGUCACUGAUCAGAGAGGAAGUCGAUACCAACAUAUCAACGGUGUCAGGGGUAAAAUUCAUAACCUGAUGUUUAAAAACGUCAUUUAACGUCCACAAAUUACAAUUAGCGUCACUUGUUCAGAGUCAGGGAUUCUGCAUAGGACGACCUUGACGUGACCAACCCAUGAAAGACGCUGUGAUGUCCGCCUUUUUACUCAGCCCGAAAUGUUGUUUUACCUCAAUCGUACAGUAGCUCUGGUGUUGCAUAAAACCUCAGCAACAAGACCCUCAAGGCCUUGCCGGGGGCCGGAAACCUGUUGCUGGAGCUGAAUUAACAGCAGUUUGCUAUUGUCGUCUUACUGAAUGGAAACCUGCUUUUAAAGAGAACCAAAGAGGGGUUUGAUACCAGGUUCAGUCCUGGGAUAUGACCCGCGUUUGCCUAGAGUCUGCUGCAGUGUCGCCUUAGUUAGUUCACUUAGGUCCAAGCAGAUGAUUAUCCACUUAUUUCUCCUGUUAUUUUUUUUUUAAUGCCUGUGUUAAUUUAGUGACGACUCAGAUCAGUUACUAACCUGUAGACGGAUGUUUGAGAUGUUGAAGUAAAGUAGAUCUGAACUAUCUUUAGUCCUGGACUAAUCCUUGUGGUGUUACUGGUCCUCAGACUGAAACAUCAUUUUUGUGGGGGGAAAGUUUAUCUGGAGUCUCUCCGUUGGGAACCGAUUAUGCUCGGUUAUGGGGUGGGGCUUUAUGUGGUGAUGGACAGAAGACUUGAAUUAGUGGUUGUAGGACUACCCAAAUGCAUACAGAGGUAUUUUAUUAUCCGAUGAGAGUUGAGUCUUUCUCCGCCGGGCUCUGCUCAGACAGACGGGAAGUGAAAUCAAAGUUUUGAGCAAAUGCAAAUAUACGAAAAGUUCACAGAGAAACUUGAACGCAAACUUAAAUUUAAUCCACAUCGUGCAACUUUUUCUCAUAUUGCAUCUGACUGAACAAUUUAAACGGACGCUGUGAGUCCAGCAUAGCAAGAAUAUGAACUGAAACACACUGAACCUGUAAAAUCUGGGCUCAGAUUUUUCAGUGGGAACAUUUUGAACCUGGAAUCUGGGUUAAUGAGUCUGAGAUGGAGUUGAAGGGGCCCCGAGCUUUUCUGCUGCUCUGCAGGGUUUAGAUCGGCUGGCCAGUGGAGAAGUGUGAGGAGUCCUCAUGCUUCACGGCCAAAACGAAACCUGACAAGCGUUCGCAGCAGCAGCAUACUGAGUACAAGUCGGAGUGGCCUUUAAAAACACGAGGAGAUUAUUUUUCUUUAAGUGAAUCAUAUUCCAACCAGGAUCCAGCCGUCUGUGGUCUUUAUGAAAUAAACGGAGAGAAAUUACAGCAGCUAUAGGCUUAAUUAUGUUUUUAAGUCAUUACCAGUGAUUUAACAUCAGUUCAUGUAAAAACUAUAAUCUAAUGCAAGGAAAACAAACCAAAGGGGUUGUCUGUAAUGGAUUUCAUAGAGAGAACCUAAGCCUUGACUCCUGCUGUUUCAGUCCCUGAUAGACUGACUUUGGAUGUUGCUGUUGAGAGGAAGAGGAAGUGCUUUUUAUUUGUGUUCUCCUGAAAACCUACUCUAUGACACUUGUUACCUGCACUUACCUGUGUUUUUGCUUUUCUUUUGUUCUUUCCUAUGGUCAGUAGUAAUCUAAAAUCACUGUAGUGCAGAGAGACCACGUCAUUGUUUAUUGAUUAGAUGAGAAUCUCUACAAAUUCAGAGUUUAACUUUAAAUAAAGGUUCCCUGGUGAGUUUAGAGCUAUAUUUGAUAGAAUAGGUCAUACAUUUAAGUAACUAAUAUUCAUAUUUCAUUUCUGUUAUAUAUGCACAAAUUAAAGUGUCCUUUUGUCCGGCUGUUUAUGCUCCUUUCAGAGUCUCUAUGCUAAGCUAAGCCAAGAACUUCAUUUUGAACAUUUAACUUGGCAAGAAAGGGAAUAAGUGAAUUUCCCAAAUGAGAAAUUACAUAAAAUAAACACAGAGUAAACAGCCAGUUGAGAACCCAAUGUUCUUUUAGCGUGCCUGCAAACACGCAAAUCUAACCAUGAGCAUGGAGGUCAAACAGAUUAGCUGCUGAAAAUGAUGGUAGAAAAUGCAGGCAAGUUGCCAUGAAGUGCAAAAACAUUUAGCAUUUAACUCAACAGGAAGCCUCGUUUGGUGUGAACCUCUAUAUUUUAUUAAAAGUGUAUAGAGUCAGGCCCAAACAUGCUAAGCUAAUAGCCUGCUGAGUCCGUUAAGAGUCAAAGAAACAACAAAAGAUGUCAUGCUGCCAAUUCCUUUACCUUCACUCCUAGAGGAUAAACUACUUUUCUUUUUGAACUGUUGUACUUUAAAGAGUCACGCACACAAGCAUGCAGCUAGACUGAAUGUGCAGAGGUGUGGCCAGGUGAACCCUUUAGCCCAGGGGUGUCAAACUCAUUUUAAUUCGGGGGCCACAUGCAUUCAGCCCAGGUUGAUCUCAAUGAGGCUGGACCAGUAACAAAACAGCAUUAUAAACUAUGAGUAACGACAGCUGCAGAUCUUUCCCAUUUGUUUUGAUGAAAAGAAGAAAAAGUAAAUUAGGAGAAGUUUACAAUAAACAUUAAUGAACCAUCCUUCAACAAAUGAAAUUUCUUAAAAUAGAUAAAUGCAGUUUGGGCUCAUUGCUGUCUUUUGUUUAGUGCUGGGUCUGCUUUUGGUCCUUGGGCUGUAUGUUUGACACCCGUGCUUUAAGAGAUCCCCUAGUGCUGUUAUUAAAAACAUUACCUCUGCUGUAGUUUAAAGAAUGUCAACCAUUGGGUGCCCCCUACUGGUCUGGAGGCCUCAAGCAGUACAAACACAAGAGUAAAAAAGAGAAUAAGUGUAUUUCCACAAAGUUGUUCACAUUAAAAUUCCUUUUAAUGUGGAACUGCUCUGUUAAGACCAUUAAACACAGCCUAUCAAGAACCGUGUCUUUCUAUCUGAACAUAACAGUUUGCAGACAGAGCUCAGGUUUUAUGUGUCUGCUGCAUUAAAUAAAGUGAAAUAAAAAGGAGGAAACCUGCAAUCAACAUGGUAUGCCUUCAUUUUUAGAUCUUUAGCUAAACUACUGGAUGAUUUUCUAAUGUCUGAGGAGAUUUUAGAAGAAACCAGGUUUAUACAAAGUGUUGAAAAAGAAAGAAACCAACAGCGUCAACCUAUUUUUAAUCUUUCAAGUCUUCUUCUUUUUUUUUUGGAGACUGAGAUGUAAUUACAGCAAUAAGAGUGAAAUCACUGAUGCGAGAGGAAGUUGUGUUAAUUUAAGGGACGUUUGAUUUUUCUGUUGAUGAUUUCUUAUGCACGAUGAUGCAACUAAGACACAUUUCUGGGUCAUUUGUCGUCGCACCCUGAACACUGUAAUUUAUUUAUGAGAGAGAGAGAGGAUUUUAUUUUGUUGUAGUUUAGUGUCAUCCAAAGGAGAUUUGAAGCGUUUACCUGUUGCAUGUAUUAUUAAGCAGAGGUGCACAAUGUCACAGUGUUUUUCAGUGCAACGUCUGCUGAAAUGUGACUUUGAGGGAAACUGCUGUGUGAUAAGUAGGAUGCAUUCACCACAGUGUUGUUUGUGUCAGAAUCUGAAUAAAUAUUUUCAGGUAUUUCUGAAAGCAUCACUGUGUCUCCAUUUGUUUGCACUGAAAUAAUUCAUACAUAUAUAUAUAUAUAUAUCCGUGUGUGUCUAAUGCAGAUACUAAUGAUGGGUUCCCUGCAGCUGCUGUUCAGAUCAUCACAUCUCAAACUCCACUCACAUCCUUCCUUAUUAUCAUUAAAGCACAAAAUGACACAAAAAACAAGACCAAAGCAAGUGAGGAAAUCUGCGUGUGUCCAUAUUUAUUUUGAUCAUUUUACAUAAUGCAUUUCAGCAAACUGUCGUCGAGGACAUUUAUACAUUUAACACCUGCUAACUGAACACUUUUAUGCUCCUAUAAUAUACUGGCUUUCCGUAAUAACUUCACAACAUUAGUUGGGCCUCCCUAUAACCGCUCCUAUGGCGACUAUACAAUCAAAGAAAAACAGUGAGAAGAAAACUAAAUAAAUAAACUGCAUUCAUAGCCAGAAAAUCUGUUUUGUUUUUUAAAAAAAAAAUCAUUCAGUGUCCCAGCGUCUCUACGAAGCACAGAUAAUGAUCAGAAACAAUACAUUAGCUUCUUAAUGGAAGAAGAGGCUUUGGCUGAGAUGAUGAACAAUGCUGGUCCAAAGAAAUAAACUCAUUACAAAGCUGGUGACGGAGAGUUUAAUUCCAAAACGAGGCCUGAUUAAUAAAAAGAUUCAUUCUGUGUUUUUAAUCUCCUCAUUUUGAAGCAAAACUCUUCUUUAAAUAGAACUAAUCUUUGCAGCUGGUGUCCUAGCUGCAUGUAAAUCAGUAAAGACGUUUAUUAUAUACGAAUAAAACCAGGCGGUUCCUUUAAUUUACGGACAUUUAGCGGCAAAUGUUUGAAGCACAUAAAGGCAAAGAAUCUGUGUAUUUAUUGAUGUAUUUAUGAGCUAUGGUAAUGAUUUACACUUUCAUUGUAUAUGUUUCUGACUGACUAAUUUCAAGGAAUGAGGCUCUAGGUUUGGAAGCUUUGUAUUUAACCACCACCAUGGAGGCUCCUUAAAUAGAAUUACUGCAUUUGUUAAAUUCUUAAUUUAAAGGAAAAAAAAAAAAAAGAAAAAAAAAAUCACCAGGCCCUUAGUGUAAUGUAAAGCCUGCUUGAAGUUUUCUGCCAUACAAAGUAAUUUAUUCAUAAAUAGGUUGUGAGGCCUUGUGCACAGAACAAAAGAGAGAAAAAAGCUGUAUUUCUACCCAUGUUUCUGUCCAUCUGAUCAUGAUUCUGUGCAGAAAUCUUGCAGGAAUUGCUCAGAAAUCGAGGAAGACAAACAUUAGAUCUAAAUAGAGGAAUAAAUCAAAUACAGAUGCUAUAUUUCCAUAUUUGCUCAGUCUUUUAGUUGUUUUUUUUUCUUCUUCUGCAACGAUUAAAUGGCCUUUGCCUGUAGAAUUAUUCUACCAAUUCUACCAAUACACAGAAAAAAAUACCUUUGUGGUUAACUGGAUGAUCCUACAACUAAUUAGAGUAACUUGACACGACUCUACUUCCUUUCAAGUUCAAGUUUCAAGUUAUUUUGUUGUCAAUAUCUUUUACAACAGAUACAAUAGCCUCAAAAACGAUCUGAUUAGCCUGGACAGAUGUUUGCAGGCACAGUAUCCAAUGGAGACACUCCAGACCAACUUUCCUCCAAAAAAGACUUAGAGGCAGGGGUGAAGUUGUUCAUCUCAACGUGCUCAUCUUCUGGUUUCAGGUGGAAAUGGGAUUAAAUUAUUAAUGCAUAGCGUUGACAUCUGUAUUUAUGCUUUAGGCAAAACUCAUGCACGGUUGCUGGAUGCUAAAACCAGGUCAUGUUUGGAGUUUUACCAGUCUGACAUUCUUCCUCUUUAUUCUAACUUUUCUGGCUCCAGACAGCUCAUCAAGGUCAGAUGCACAAAAAGCAUUUCCCUUCUCGUCGUGACCUACUUGCACAAAUGAUCCUGCUCCUUGGUUGCACAGUUGCUUGCAGACUAAAGGUACAUUCACAAGUCUCGCAGAGCUCGUCUGUGCUAACUCACGGUUUCUAAGUUUUGCUACUCAAGGGUAACGGAAGAAGACAUUGAAUUUGUGUCACUGAGACGAUGCUUAAUUUAUGUCUUUCCAAUGAAAGCUAGUUUGCAUGGGAGAAUAAUGACAUGUGGACUUUACAUUUCCUUUGUGGCAGACUUGUAUUAACAGUAAGACAGUGUCUAUGUCGUUAUCUAAACUGCAGCCAGUCUGAAGCAAAGCAAUAGACGGUUUACAAAAAAUAAAAUGCAAGGGAAGCUGAGGAGACCUCCAUGAUGGCUUCCUGUGUAUCUGUUUUAAACAUUCUAUACUGCUAAAUGACUCCAGGAACAAUUUGGAUGCAAGAAUCAGCAGGACAGACAUAAGAACUGCACAGAAAUAACAUUCAAAAUGCUGAAAUCUCAAACAAAAACAAACAGUAUCAACACCUCAUAAAACAUAUCAACCUGACAUCUGUUUAAUAAGCAACUUUAAUGAAAUACUGACAAGAAGAAGAAGAAAUAAAAGAGUCUUGCAUGUGUGGCAAAGCAGAAAAGCAUCAUCCGAUAAAGUACAUCUGUAAUAAAAUUAGAAAUCUUUUUCCUCUACGGACCCUGUACAACGGAACAGACUCUAAUACUUUGAAACAAUCGGAGCUUCAGUUUGAGCUAUAUUCAGGCAGUAUACAGAUGUUUAGUUCAUGUAAACUUCGUAUCCUAACAACUGGAAGCAUCUACAGUGGCUGUGUAAAUGUGUGUGUCCCCGUUUGUCUUUACACGUCCUCCUGAACGUCCAGUAAUGAAGAAAAAAACGAAUGUAGGGAAUCAGCAUCUUAAAACUCUCUGACCUUUGAUCUGAUGUGAAAGGAAUCUGGUGAUUAUUUGUCCUAAAUGUGUGAUUGAUUCAUUUAAUAAUGGCCCGAUUGAGUCAAGCUUCUGAAUACUGACGUCUGGACUAAUACUAAUGUAGUCAUCAAAAUGAAGAAAUCCUUUUGUUAGAGACAGUUUGUUUAAACAGCAAACCAAAGCAAAGCUAAGACAAAGUAACUGGAUGUGUGGAGUUCCUUUAAGACGUUUCAUCCAAGUUGCUUCUUCAGUUCAUAGAAGACUGGUGUUUGGGAGUUUGGGUUUUUAUUUUGGUGAACGUGGACAUUUCUUGACAUUAACGUAUUGCUCCAGGCUCACGCUGAGUUUUAAAAUUUCAAACAUGGGUUGUCAGUGGGGGUGUCGUCAGUAGAGACGAUAAACUUGGCUCUAGCAAAGGUUGGUAGCCUUGAAGUGCGGCAUCUAGUGGAAACAACUGAAAGCAUUGCAGGAUAAACGGGAAGUUAAUGCAGUCGCUAGGAUUUUUGGCAAUUUUCUAAAUGCCUCACCAUCCAUAUUAAACAACCCAAAGGGCCAGAUGUGGCCUACAAGCCACAGUUUGUCCACAACCAUUAAUUUGGUUAGAAACUGUGGAACAAAAACUAAAACAAAAGCAAUGACAAUGUUGCUUCAGCAGGUUUUAAGUCAGAGAACGCAGGUGAUUUGAAAGAAGAAUGAAGGAAGGCAUUAAAAUGCAUCUCCACUUAUGUCCACAUUCACUUAAUAUUUAGUGACUUAGCAGCUCCAAGGCCGGAAUCUUUUAAAGGCUCAUUACUACUGAACAGACGUUACUUAUUCAGGUGAACAUUUCUGCCAGUGGUUGAAUGACUGAGUUAAACUCUUCUCCCACAGAUCAGCCCCGUUGAGUAGGUGGUCUUUAAUGGGACCCAGGAUUCAUUGUGCGUUCACAUUAAAGAAAGGAAUGAGGUCAAACGUGUCCCAGACCACCUCCACAUGUGGACUGGGACCAGAUCAACCAAAUGCGUCCAGGACUGUGUUCACACCUGGACUAAUCAGAUCUCCCUGGACACAUGAGGAAGGCCUUGGUAAAACUAAAGCCCCUUUCACACUGCACAAAAAUCCUGCGUUGUCCCAGGUCCUCGUGGGUUUUUUCGGCAGUGUGAAAGGGUUGCUGCAGCAUUUCUUCCUGGAUCAAAUACCCAUACAAAACAAAUGUGCUACACGAUCUUGGAAGCGGAUAUAUUAGCUCUACAUCAUGUGCAGGAAAUUCCACCAAAAGCCCAUAAGAGCCCACCAAAAUGGGUCGAUCCUGGUCAGAAAAUUGUGUGGCAAAGCAGUAUUUUCAGUGUGACAGUGAUAGAGAUGACAGAGAUGGACGGAGACACCAUUUAUCAACUCUACUUACAACACAGUCUAAACAUCCUCAACCCAAAAAAAGUGUGAUUCACGCCCCAAAUCUGGAGUUUUUCUGAUAAAAUUUUCCAUCCAGGUCUGAACAUCUGAAGAUUGUGCUGUCAGAGUUCGGUAAAUGUUGCCUAAGCUCACCUCCACCACUUAAGAGGCAGGUUUUGCAGUAUAACAUAGAUGGCCUCGGUCUUCCCUAGCUGAUUAGCUGAUGAAGCCUCUCGGAUGAAUCGUCAUCAAGAAAACUCAAACAAGUGCAGCUGCAUUUGUUUCAGCUUAUAAAUAUACAGUACCUUGACCUGUAGGACUCAUAAUUUUCACAAAUAAUCGGUUUAAAAUGAUUUUGUUCUUGCACUUUAUUGCAAAGAUUAUGCAACUGCAGUGACCUAAAGUCAGGUCCGGGCAAGAAUUCCAGGAGGAAUUUACAUUGAACUUAAAUAACCAUCAAGUAAAGUGGGCUGCAAAGUCACAAGUAUUAAUUUGCACAAUGGACAUUUCAAAAAAUAUAAUUUCAUUGUUUGCAAAUAACUAAACAAAAGUCUGAGUUUGUGUUGACCUGCGUGAACAAAUCCAGAAUCAUGCAACAAGACUGUCAACGGUGAGGACUUCAACAUCAAAUUAAAUUACUUGCACAAAAUGGUGUGAGGGCUGGGUCUCUUAUGGUUAAAACUAAACAUUAACCAACAAAUCACAAACAUGGAAAGGUGUUCUUAGUUUCUAAUAAAGGUGACGUCUUCUUAUAAGGAUUAGUUUGAAGAUUAAAGAAGCAGGAAGCAGGUAACCCCCUCCCCUGUGACUCGACACUCUGCAUGGCAACGUAUUGCUUUUAGGCUGAUGAUUAAAUUUCUACUAAACAGACAAAUGAAAAGCUCUGGAGAUUUUGUAGCACUGCAGGAAAGAAGAUUGUAAACGAAAAAGAAAUUCACCUUUUCAGCAUUAAAGUUUAGGUAAACUCAGAAACAGCUGUCGCCAGGGUCCGUCUAACCUUCUGGCAAGAGUUUUUUUCGGUUUCUCAGUUAUAAAUUAUCUCACCAUAAAAAGCUGAGCUACUUCACUCGGCUUCGUUGGAUAAUUCCAUUGAGGACCCAAAUCUCUUUCAAAUCCUCUGUAAAGAAAGAGUUUAUUCUGGACCCAACUGACUUUUAAUGCUGCUCUCAUCACAGCGGUUUCACAGAGUGGUUUCGUCCUAAUCAAGGCGACCUCUGUAACUGACGCUGUCGUGGACGUCUGAGGUGAGCCUGUAUUUACCGAUGGAAAUGUUCUUAUUUUAGCCAAUAACAGCAAACAAGGAAACAAGAGGAUAAAUUCACUUUGGGAAGGACCAUUUUGCUGAACACAUCGAUCGUCCAAUUACAGCUCGACAAGCUUAGCCGGGUACGGACCGGGAAAACCAAGCUUUAGAUUCUUCUACAUGAUGAACACGGGGCUGUAGUAAGAGAAAGAAACCGCUUGCUUCUUUAGCUCUAACACUGCAUUCAUUCUUUUGAACGUCUGACAUGAACAACAGCUCUUUUUUGUGUGAACCGACAUCAAAAUACAAUAUAGCAUCAACACUAAAAGAGUUCAGAUGAUUUUCUGUGUGAAGAGACUCCAAAUGAUCAAGGGAAACUAUCAAACAUUCAAAAUUCAGACUGAAAUGUGAGCUUUAGUUCUGAACGCUGCUGAACUUUAAGUAGGAGCUGCUGCCCUUGGGAUUAAUGAAGUAAGUCUGAUUCUGGUGAGGACGAAUCAGGCCCUAAGACAAGUCUUCUCUAUCAGUCUCUUUCUGAACUGAAACAACCAUCACUGUGAUACACGAUACGUUUAACAUAAAACUAGACACGUGGAGGAUGUCUGUGAAGGUUCUCAGUCAUCCAGUUUAUCCGAACAAAAUCUACUGAAACAAGGAAUAUGGGCAGCACCAUCUUGUGUCUGGAGUCAGAGUGUGAUCAGUACAAUCUGAGGACAGAGCCACAAUAUGAAUGCCCCGCCCACACUUCCUCCAGACUUGUUCCCUUUAAUUAAUACUCCACCAAUUACGAGGAAAUGUUGGAUUACAUACUAAACUUAUUUUCAUUAAUUUGUUUUUAAUUUUAAACUCUCAUGGCCCUAUGGUCCAGUGCUUUACGCAGCUGUUGUCAUGGCAACUUGUAGUCGCCAUCAUGUCACAUUGUGUUUCUAUAGCGUCAAACUACCUAAAAUGACAGAAACCAUCCUUGAAUAAAAUAUUUUACGUGUAUUUUAGUGUUUUAGUUAGGCUCAAUUCCCGCCCACUAACAUAGAGGGGGUGGCACUUAUGACCUAUACUGCAGCCAGCCACCAGGGGGAGCUCUACUAGCUUUGGCUUCAUUUUAGAAGAAUGCUGCCCACAGAAUAGUCCCAAGGUGUGUGGGCAACACUCGUCAGAUAUUCUUAUUAAAAUCCUGAACGCGCCACACAUCUUUUAAGAAACCUAACAAGUGCAGUUGUUCUUGUUCCAGAUCGUUUUCUUGGAUAUUUUGACACUUGGAGCAGCACUGUAUGAGUUUAAUAUUAAAAAUUUAACAACACACCGCCAGAAUGGAAGGAGGCGCCGUCUCGGAUUUGUACCUCUCCUACUCUGGUUUAAACUCCAGUUGAGAUAACACUGACUGAGCCCCUGAGCCUCUGAGCUGCAGUAAGUGGGGUUGACACAUCAUGUACGCUGGUGUGAUGCUUUAACAUUCCAGCUGUCUGCUCUCGUUGCAGCCGGCCACCUCACGCCUGCCUUCCUGCCCGCCGGCCCUUCUGCGAUACGCUCGACUGUCCGUUCGCCUGCCAGCCCGACAGAGUCGCUGUUUUCCUGCCUGCUGUCGUCUCUUAACAUUCUGCUGUCAUAUAUUUCCACUUCACAUGCCUCCGGUGUACGAGUGAUGUGGAGGAGCACCUUCAGCUGGUGCCAGUUUCAAAGUAAUACGUAUUUAUGGAAAGUCAGAAAUGGAGCGAACUGAAAAAAAUACUGUUUGUGGCAUUUUAGAUAUCAUAUUAUCCUAGCUACACUGCAGCAGCACCAGCAGCAGCAGCUUUUCUAAUUGUAAAUGUACUGUGAUUUCAGUAAAAUACUGAAUUUGAAAUCAAUUAACACAAAUUUUGAGACUUUUAACACUUCUACAGGGAAAGUAAUAGAUCCAUAAACACUUAAAGACCAAACUUCAUAUGCUGUCAUCAUGGAUAAAGACAUCAUUCAGGCAUUCUCCAGAAGAUCUGUCAUUUUAAAGAGUUUAAUUAUAUAUAAUUAAACUCUUAUAAAGUUUAAUUAGGAUUUUAGUAAAUUUUAGGUUUUUGAUUUAUCUUUCUCUGCGUUUUCUUAAUAUCAGCAGAAGAGACAGUGAGGAAGUAACUAUAGGAAUGUAAAUCUCAUUUCUUGAUGCAAACGGAAUUAAUAAAUAUCUGUAAAAACCCUAAUUGUUGUCACAAAGAAAAUGCCGUUCCUAACAUUGGUGCCAACCACCGAAUUCACCACAGGUUUGGAGCGUCUCUCUGGCUGGAUUUUUGGAUUUCUGGCAACCAGAGCCUUGAACGUCCACCUGUGACCGACUGUUAAAAAGCGAUGGACAACUUAUAUUUUUGAACGGGGGCUGAGUAUUGGCAAACGCGAUGUGGCUAAAAGCUAAACUGCAGAUACUUGAUGUUCAGCUGCUUCAUAAAAAAAACAAAAAACAAA
Molecule: messenger RNA, 16720 nt
Organism: Mugil cephalus (flathead mullet)
Lineage: Eukaryota; Metazoa; Chordata; Actinopteri; Mugiliformes; Mugilidae
Product: triadin-like
Exons: 33
Coding region: 563-4231 (1222 amino acids)
Cellular component (GO): sarcoplasmic reticulum; membrane
Molecular function (GO): signaling receptor binding
Source: RefSeq, a predicted model, not a curated record